UUUUAAAAUGUCUAUUAAUUCUCAUUCCCUUAAUUCUCAUCCAUUUUUGACUUUACUUUUAUCUAAAUUUGGACAUAAUGAAUUACCUGAAGGGGCAGCAGAGAAAUGGGCUUUAAGUGAAAGGUUGGCUAAUUGGCUGGAUUGCCGCGAUAUUUUGAGCUAUUUACGGGAUGAAUUUUAUAUUCCAAAGAUGGGGACUUUACCUAAUGGUUAUUUAAUUAAUUUAAAAAUAAUUAAAAAUUUAAACACCAAGGAAGUUAUUUUAAAAACCAAGGAAGGUUAUUCUAAUAAAUUAAUUUACUACUCACCCAGAGUUUAG
Molecule: messenger RNA, 319 nt
Organism: Meloidogyne enterolobii
Lineage: Eukaryota; Metazoa; Nematoda; Chromadorea; Rhabditida; Meloidogynidae
Source: the annotation of a GenBank genome assembly